UUAUCUCUGCUCUCCAAUUAAUUUUUCUGGAUUCGAAAAAAAGUACUAAUUCUCAGAAGAUUUUUUUAACCCUUGUAGAAUCACCACACAUGCAUUAAAAACGACGUUGCUUUUUAUCUUAUUUCGUCCCUCAAGCUCAACUAGUGAUUACAUAUUCAAAUCAUUCAAUUAUUAUAAAUUUUGUUCCAACCAAACCGCUUUUUGAUCGAAGAGUGUUCAAGACUCCUUGGAUUGGUUUAGUAAAAAAUCAGGAUAAUGCUAUCCUUGCGCUUACCUAUUCCGAGCGAGAACGCUCUUGCUCCACUUAAAACGAAGCCCUCGCGCUUUCUCAAUCCCCGCACCCAAACACACCUCUACUGUUUGCCUUCUGCUGCGCCUAAGCCCCAAGCCAAGCUACAGAUUCCCCGGGCAACCACCGCGGAUGUGGCUCGAAAAGAUUUGGAAGAGGAGGAGCCGCUGCCGGAGGGGCUCCGGCGAGAGUUGAUGCCGAAGCACGUGGCUGUGAUUAUGGAUGGGAAUGGGAGGUGGGCCAAGCAGAGGGGUUUGCCUCCCGGGGAGGGUCACAAGGCGGGUGUGGAGUCUUUGAGAGCUGUCAUAGAGAUUUCUGCGAGAUAUGGGAUCAAGGUUCUCACUGUUUUCGCUUUUUCUUACGAUAAUUGGAUUCGACCCAAGGUGGAGGUUGAGUUUUUGAUGAGUUUAUUUGAAGAGGUGAUAAAGUCAGAAUUGGACAAUUUUGCAAGAGAAGGUAUUCGAGUAUCAGUGAUUGGUGAUUCGACUAAGCUUCCCAUAUCGCUGCAGAAACUGAUAGCUGAUGCAGAGGAGAAAACAAAAGAAAACUCAAUAUUCCAACUCAUUGUUGCUGUUAGUUACAGUGGUAAAUACGAUGUAUUGCAAGCUUGUAAAAGUAUUGCUCAAAAAGCGAAAGAUGGCCUUGUUCAAGUGGAAGACAUAGACGAGAGCUUGAUUGAACAAGAGCUAGAAACAAACUGCACUGAGUUUCCAUACCCUGAUCUACUUAUACGAACCAGUGGUGAGCUUAGAGUUAGCAACUUCUUGUUGUGGCAGUUGGCCUAUACCGAGCUUUUCUUUGCACCAGAAUUCUGGCCUGAUUUUGGAAAAGAUGGUUUUGUAGAGGCUUUAGUUUCAUUUCAGCAACGCCAAAGGCGCUAUGGUGGACGAAAUACAUAAGGUGAUGAUCACCAGUUAAAAAAAUCCUUUAUAACUUCAUCACAUUAUUGAUGGAGCAUUGUACUAUUAUGCAAAGAAAUUUUCAGCCUAAAAAGAAUCAGGAAUAGCAGGUGCUGAAUUUUCAUAUUAGACGAAUCAGCAUUUAGCUAUUACCAUCUCUGUAUCAAUAUUUGUAUAUAAAAAUGAAAAUUAUACACAUGUAUUAUCCAAGCAUGAUUUGAACAUUUUAGUCAUAGCAAUUUUCAUGUA
Molecule: messenger RNA, 1437 nt
Organism: Humulus lupulus (European hop)
Lineage: Eukaryota; Viridiplantae; Streptophyta; Magnoliopsida; Rosales; Cannabaceae
Product: dehydrodolichyl diphosphate synthase 2
Exons: 3
Coding region: 256-1188 (310 amino acids)
Biological process (GO): plastid membrane organization; polyprenol biosynthetic process; response to cold
Cellular component (GO): chloroplast stroma
Source: RefSeq, a predicted model, not a curated record